This is a messenger RNA of Sphaeramia orbicularis (orbiculate cardinalfish), 2365 nucleotides long. Its product is annotated as perforin-1-like. The record is from RefSeq and is a predicted model, not a curated record. Gene Ontology annotation, biological process: defense response to virus; T cell mediated cytotoxicity; immunological synapse formation. Gene Ontology annotation, molecular function: wide pore channel activity. NCBI's taxonomy places the organism in Eukaryota, Metazoa, Chordata, Actinopteri, Kurtiformes, Apogonidae. The transcript has 10 exons. Gene Ontology annotation, cellular component: membrane. Bases 40 to 1434 code for a protein of 464 amino acids.
CAGGACAGAACCAGGACAGAACCAGAAGAAGGAAGGAACAUGUCCCAGAAAACAGAGUCUUGCAGUCCAUCCUGGCCUCCUCCUGCUCCUCCUCCUCUCCUCCUCCACCUCUUCCUCCUCCUCCUCCUUGUGCACCUCCUCCCUGCUCUCUCCUAUCAGAUCGGGAACUCCACCCAGUGCAGGUCAGCUGACUUCGUCCCGGGCUCUCACCUGGUGGGGGAGGGCUUUGAUGUGGUCACCCUGCGGCGUAAAGGCGUCUACCUGAUCAACGUGGGCGCCUACAUGACCUCCCACGGCUCCUGUCGGCUCUAUCCCAACCCUCUUCAGGGAAACCGUCUGCAGAAGGUUCCGGUUUCUGUGGAAGACUGGCGUCCAGACACCGACUGUGAGCUUCACCAGGACCACUCUGUCCACACCUCCAUCAGUUCACUGAUGGACACCAUAAGUAAACAAGACGUACGCGACUGGACGUUCAGAUUAGACCUGGACUCCACAGACCUGAACGCCAGAGGGGGACGGUCCACGGUGCUGGACUUUGUCAGAUCCAGGAUGCAGGAGGACCGGCAGACCUUCAGCUGCCACCGGAUCAGCUGUACCCGGUACAGGCUCGGCCUCAUGCCCACCCCACGCCUCCACAUAGACUUCAGGAAGGACUUGGAGAAGCUGCCGAGUCACUACAACUCAUCCACCGAGAAGGACUACCAAGACCUGAUCCGCACAUACGGGACCCAUUACAUCCGCCAGGUUCACCUCGGAGGUCGGAUGAGGGUCAUCGGAGCCGCUCGGACCUGCUUAUCCAAACUCAACGACUUCACCUCGGACCACAUACUCAAGUGCUUCUCGGUGGGUCUCAAAGUGGGCCUGGGGAUGUCCGGUCUGUCCCCCUACUCCCACUGCUCCACCUUCCUCCAGAACCUGGCCAUGAAGGUCUACUACGACGCCGGGUUCCACCAACACCACACAGAGGUGGUGGGGGGCUCCGGGUGGGGGCGUGGCCAGGGGGGCUUUUCUCUGCUGCACAACGACUCCCAGGGCUUCCAUGAGUGGAUGGACUCCCUCAAGGACCACCCUGACACCAUCUGGUCCAGAAUCAGACCCAUGUACAUGCUGGUGCCGUUCAAGAACCAACGGGCUGGACUCAAAGCCGCCACUGAGCGCUACUUAAAGGACAACGCCGUCUCCGCCUCCAACACGCCCUCCUGCCGUGGCUCCGCCCUCCUCGACUCCGACUGCUGUCCCUUUGAAGGCUGGCGGGGGGAGCUGAAGGUCACCAUGGUCCAAGUCUGGGGUCUGAAGGGGUUCGGGGUCAGCAGUAUCCAAGCGUACGUCAGGAUGUCAUGUGGCUCCAUGGUUUCUGAAACACCUCCUACUGACUCCGACCAUCGAUGGAACUCCGCCCACAACCUGGCGUGGUGCACACGGUCCACCGGCUGAAGGCGGAGCUCCGGAACGGCGGCUCGUUGGACCGGCGCCUGCUCUCCUGUUCCUGGGACCUCAGUAAAGGUUCUGGGUCCGGAACCUGCACCGGACGAGACUCAGGUGUGAAGGUCCAGUACAGUCUGACCUGUGGACGACACCUGACAGGGGACAAGUGUGACCAGUACCAGCCCCAGACCUGAACCUGGAACCCCAGGACUCAAGUUCCACUGACGUUCCCCUGACGUUCCACUGACAUUCCACUGACGUUCUGCAGACUGCUGACGUUCCACUGACGUUCCACUGACAUUCCACUGACGUUCUGCAGACUGCUGACGUUCCACUGACGUUCCACUGACAUUCCACUGACGUUCUGCAGACUGCUGACGUUCCACUGACGUUCCACUGACAUCCACUGACGUUCUGCAGACUGCUGACGUUCCACUGACGUUCCACUGAACUUCCACUGACGUUCUGCAGACUGCUGAUGUUCCACUGACGUUCCACUGACAUUCCACUGAUGUUCUGCUGACUGCUGACGUUCCACUGACAUUCUGCUGACAUUCUGCUGACGUUCUGUUGACGUUCCACUGACAUUCUGCUGACGUUCUGUUGACGUUCCACUGACAUUCCACUGACUUCUGCAGACUGCUGACGUUCCGCUGACGUUCUGCUGACUGCUGACGUUCCACUGACGUUCUGCUGAUGCUGACGUUCUGCUGACGUUCUUCACAUUAACCCGUGGAACUGAUCCUUCAUAUUUUGAUCCUGUGUCGUUUCUCUGGUCGAUCACAGUUUCUAGACUCAGAGUCGGUUCUGUUUGUUUCUGACUCUUUUAUGCGUCAGGUUCAGUUUGUUCCAGUAAACGUUCUAUUGUAAACGUUCUAUUAUUCACAUCAUUAUUCUUCAUAUUUGUCAUAUUUUAAUCCUCAGUGUAAUUUCACUUGUA